This is a messenger RNA of Diatraea saccharalis (sugarcane borer), 957 nucleotides long. NCBI's taxonomy places the organism in Eukaryota, Metazoa, Arthropoda, Insecta, Lepidoptera, Crambidae. The record is from the annotation of a GenBank genome assembly.
ACUACUAUGCAUUGCAUUUAAAAAAAACUUAGCGUAGCAUAAUAUUUUUAGAUGUAGAAUUUAAAGGUGUCAUUUUAGAUUAUUUAUUUAAAUAUUUCAGUCAUAUAUUCAAGGUUGAAAUAACGGUCGCGAUGUCCGCCCGGUUACGUAAUCUUAAUCCAUAUGAAUUACAUAAAUAUCUUGUUAACGUGUACUGUCUUAACAUCAAGGGUUCUACGGGACUUAUAAAACGCAACACAUCAAAAGAUCGAACUGACCUUGAUGUUAUUCGGGAAAACCACAAGUUUCUCUGGGAAGAGGAUGACAUAAUCGAUUCCUGGGAAAAACAGUUGGCCAAGAAAUAUUACGAUAAGCUCUUUAAAGAAUAUUGUAUCUGUGAUUUAACACGAUACAAAGAAAACAAAGUUGCAUUGCGAUGGCGUAUUGAAAAAGAAGUUGUGCUUGGGAAAGGCCAAUUUCAAUGUGGUAACAAACACUGCAACAGCGACACUGAGCUGAAAUCUUGGGAAGUUAAUUUCGCUUACGUAGAAGACAAUCAAAAGAAAAAUGCUCUAGUUAAACUGCGUUUAUGUCAAAAAUGUUCGGACAAAUUGAACUACAGAUCUAAGAAACGUGAAAUCAAAAGGCUAAAGAAAAAAGGGAGAUCAAAGAAAAGAAGCAAAGACAGAGAUAAUAACGUUGAAGCAAGUCCUGAAUUUGAAACUCCUGAAAAUAACGUUAUUAUGUCAGAAGAACCUUCUACAAGUUCUUCAAGCAAUAUGGCUGCGGGUACUGACGAAGAGACGUCGUUAUGGAAAAAAGGUUUGAUUAUAUUACCUUCUAUUAUUUUCAUUUGUUUUUCAGAAAUAUUCAGAUUCACCCAAGUCAUAAUUGUCAUCCAAAUCCCAUAAUAAAACAAUAAAGAUUCCCGUAAACAUCUUGUAAUGGUAAUUUAACCCACAGAAACAUCAUUCUGUG